Messenger RNA from Sander lucioperca (pikeperch), 1382 nucleotides. RefSeq names its product lipoyltransferase 1 (gene lipt1). Gene Ontology annotation, cellular component: mitochondrion; cytoplasm. The record is from RefSeq and is a predicted model, not a curated record. Lineage: Eukaryota; Metazoa; Chordata; Actinopteri; Perciformes; Percidae. Gene Ontology annotation, molecular function: lipoyltransferase activity. Gene Ontology annotation, biological process: protein lipoylation.
GACAGCUAGGUGAGAGAGGUUGAGGACUCUAACCUGGAGCUGAAGAUGCUGUGAUGUCACACGUCAGGAGGUCGCUGUCUCUGCUACGAGAUGGCGUGCUCGGUGGCGUGUUUGGCGGCUGUGAUGCGUCCGGUCUGGUCCUCCUCUCGCGCUCCACGGACGUGUUUGAGAACCUGGCGCUGGAGGACUGGAUCGACGCCAACGUGGACCUGCAGCGGCGCGGCGUGCUGCUGCUGUGGAGGAACCGGCCGGCCGUGGUCAUCGGGCGCCACCAGAACCCGUGGGCCGAGUGCAACCUGGCCGCCAUGCGGCGAGCGGCCGUGCCGCUGGCACGCAGGCGCAGCGGGGGCGGCACCGUGUACCACGACCUCGGGAACCUCAACAUGACUUUCUUUGCGUCCAAGAAGGCGUACGACCGGCAGAGGAACCUCAGCGUGGUCACGGGCGCUCUGCGGCGUGCACGGCCCGGGCUGGACGUGCACGCCACCGAGCGGCUUGACAUUUUACUCAACGGACGCUUCAAGAUCUCAGGAAGUGCGUCCAGACUGAGCAGGAAGUCGUCCUACCAUCACUGCACCCUGCUGCACUCUGCCGACCGCUCCGCCCUCGCUGCCGUGCUCCGCCCCUCCUGCCCCGGUAUCCAUAGCAACGCCACUCCCAGCGUCCCCUCGCCGGUCGCCAACCUGCUGGACCACGCGCCCUCGCUGCAGUGGGACGAGCUGCUGGACGCUCUGGUGCAGCAGUACAACGCAGAGUUCGGCUAUGACGCGGCCGUGGCGCCCGUGGACCCGGCGGAUGAGUUGGCGUUCCCCGGUGUUGGCCGGGCGGUGGCCGAGCUGCGCGGCUGGGACUGGACCUUCAGCAAGACGCCCAAAUUCAGCGUCCAAACCGCGCUGCACCUGACGGACGCCGUCUCUGCGGCGAGCUGCUCGGCGCGGCUGCACGUGGAGGUGAAGGGCGGCGUGGUGGAGAGCUGCGUGCUGGACGUCCCCGCCCACUGGCUGCCCGAGGCUGGUCGCCGCGCUGGCCGCCGCGCUGGUCGGGGACCGGUUCUGCCGCCAGCUGCGGCCGCCGCGGUCGCCGCCGUGCUGCGGACGGAGAACGGCGAGCUGCAGAGACGACUGCUGGACCUCGGGGACGCACUGGUCUCCGUCAUCAGCUGAUAAUACUCACUCUCAGACAGACAGGUAGAGAGACAGACAGGCAGGCAGGUAGAGAGACAGACAGGUAGACAGGUAGAGACUGGUCUCCGUCAUCAGCUGACAAUACUCACUCUCAGACAGACAGGUAGAGAGACAGACAGGCAGGCAGGUAGAGAGACAGACAGACAGGUAGAGAGACAGGCAGACAGACAGACAGACAUAGAGACAGACAGGCAGGCA